AUUUCCUCCGUCGGCGAUUUUCUCUCCGGUGCCAUUGUUCCCGUUGAACGUUGACCGUUAGCGCCUACCUCCGAUACAACUGUAUUCAACCGUUGGUUGUCAAGACUCAAGAGUAAUACUGAACAGAUUUUGCCAUGUCUUCAUCUGCUAAAAAAAGUUCUACAGAUAUUCAGGAGAAAGAUCUAAUGCUCGACAAAGAAAUGGAAAAGGACACAUGGAACUUUAAGUCAAUGACAGAUGACCCAAUGGAUUUUGGCUUUGACUCACCAGCAAAAAAUAAGAAGAAUGCCUUCAAGCUGGAUAUGGGUUUCGAUCUAGAUGGAGAUUUUGGAAAUCUAUCAUCAUUCAAAAUGGACAUGCCAGAUUUUGACUUCUCAAGCCCAGCUAAGAACACCACAAAAACGAAAGAAAGCUCUGAUGAUAAAUCUAGUAAAAAUUCAAAACAGAAAAAAAAUCCAUUUGCCUUCUCUUAUGAUUUUGAUGGGUUAGACGACUUUGAUCUUGGUUCAAGCCCACCGAAGAAGGGAGGCAAGACUACGAGCAGGAACACGGAUACCGAAGAAAUUUCUGCUAGAAGAAAGAUUGAUAAGUCAGACGAUUUGGACUUUGGUCCAGAGGUACCUAUACCUAAACAAGCUCCCUCCAAGGCAAAUUCAGAUGUUCAGGUAAAGGCUUCAGUUGAAAAAGAGAACCAAAGUUCCAAGAAAACAGCUACUAUGGUUGUUGAUAGUAGCACUCACUCAGAUCAAGCUACAUUAGAGAGCAUGGAAAAUUUGGAGGCGGUGGAAUCACCUCAAGGUCCAAGAAUAAAAACCUCAAGAACUCAUACAAUGUCUGUCCGACCUCAAUCCAUAAACACUUCACCAUUGAAGAUGACCCGACCUCAAUUCAUAAACACUUCACCAUUGAAGACAUCAUCUUCAAUGGUUGAAGAAAUAGAUGAAGCACGUCCUUCUAAUGAAACCGCAGAACCCACUCCAUUACAUGCUUCCGAGACUGCUAAUACUUCAGUAAGCAGAGAAACCAGUCCAGGUAUCCAUGAUAUCUACAGGCCUGGCACAAAAGAAGACUAUCCUAAAGAUCCAGAACAGAGUGCCAAUAAGAAAAUGAUUUCCACUAUGGAAUCAAGUUAUGAGAAGAAUGAACAAACUGAACCAAACAUCUCUUUUGAGUUAUGUUUGGACAAGAUAGAACAUCAACAGGAAGAAAUGAGUACAGACUCUCAAGCAGAUAUACAGGAUCACACUAGAGGAACACUGUGUGAUCUAGACACCGGACAUUCUCAAACAACUCUCUCAGGGAAAUUAUCCACUCGUCCAAGCCAAACUGCUCAGGUACAAGAUUUAAGUGCAAAGCUACCACUAAAGCCAUCCCACAGCGUGUCAGGGAUCAAUGAUUUGAGGGCCAUGCAAAAUAAAGACUCAGGACUUAUCAGAUCCAAAUUUUUUAAGAAGACAGAAAAACCACAAUCCCAUGUGCUGGAGUCCACUCCAAAUCAUACAGAGAUUCAGUCGGUUACCCGAGAAAGGAUUGGGUCGAAUAUGAACCCUACAAAUGAUAGGAGACAUGAUAUAAAAGAUGCAUUAUCUGGAUCCACAACUAGAACAUCUCCAGUUGAGCUUGUCAACACAGAUUCCGAAAAGGAUGCACCAAAUGAUAAUACAAGCAGCAGUUCUCAUGAAAAGAUCAUCCACAAGAACAAUUCAAAUGCCAAGACCGUAGAAAAUGUGGCUGGACAGAUGGAUCAUUUAAAGCUGCAAGCUAAAAAUACAACUAGAGAGAAGUCCAUAUUGCAGAUCAAUAUAAGCUCAAAACUUGAUGCUUCUAGCUUGACUCAGAAACUAAGCAAACAUUUGAGUUCUGGAGCCGAAUCUUUGCAGACGUCCAAGAUCGUAUCUCUUGAAAGGCCUAAACUUGGAAAUAUUAUGUCUGAUCUGCGUGCCUUGAAAACUCAAAGGACCAUUGGAGUAAAUAAAGACCAACCCAGUUCUGGAGUGCAACCAGAAGUUAGCUCUUCCCUACCCAAGGAGAAACAUACCGAAGCACCAGUUAAAAAAAUCUCUGAGAUUCAUCAUUUGGUUCCUAGAGACAAAGUGCAAAUCCUGCACUGCCCGUCUUCUUUAAAGCGGAAAGCUCUUGAUAUGGAUGAAGAUAGAUCAUUGGAGCCACAACUCAAACGCUUUUCCAUGCCGCCAAAAGAAAACAGGAACGUUGAGGAGCUCACACAUAGAGCUGAACAAGGAAAGUUCUGUAGCCAAGAGAGUAGAAUAGAUAAUAAUACAACCAAACAGCUUGUCAAGGAAAGUCCACGGACUAAGUCUCAUUACCAGAACAUAAACAUGGCAAAUCUGGAGAUCCCAAUCACGGAGAAUGCUGAUAACAUAGAGAAAGCUGAAGCAUAUACAAAAGAACUCGACAAUGUUUGCAACAUUCUGAAGAAGAAACAUGAGGAAGCGAAAGAGUUACUUGUCCGUGCUGUAGUAAACAAUAAUAAGCUGCUGAUGCUCAACCAUCCUUUAUAUGAAGACAAGAUUCGUAUGGUCCAGAAGUUCGCAGCAAAGUUGACUAUAAGGGACACAUGAUGAACACUCAAACAACUUUAUUGCGUUAAGAGGUUCUGUGGAUUUACACCAACACGUAAUCGUGAAAAGUUCAGAAAGGUUGACGUCAUAUUAGUUCAGGUAACUCGAUCCUCUUUCUCAUUUUGCUGGACAAUAAAGAAAACACGUAAAAUGUAUAACAUAUUAAAGUUUGAUGGUUAACUGAUAAUGAAAGAGUUCAAUACA
Capsella rubella is the source of this 2786-nucleotide messenger RNA. RefSeq lists its product as uncharacterized. NCBI's taxonomy places the organism in Eukaryota, Viridiplantae, Streptophyta, Magnoliopsida, Brassicales, Brassicaceae. Bases 135 to 2582 code for a protein of 815 amino acids. The transcript is spliced from 16 exons. The record is from RefSeq and is a predicted model, not a curated record.